AACGUUAUAAACCGGGAGGAGAUCAGCGUUAUCCUUUCGUUUCGCUCGGUUUAUGAACAUGUCGGCGAAGUCGCUGGGGGAGCGAAUCAUUUUACUUUCCAUUUUCAAGGUUUCUUUGAUCGAAAGAGACUUCCUGUGGGUCCGAGGGUGGACAAAACCCUCCGUUAUAUGUAAGAUUGGUCUCCAUUUCUCCGCCUUCUAAAGGAGAUACCAAGUGCCUUCGACCCAUCGUUCCAUAUUUCUCUCUCUAUCUCUCAUUCAUGGCGACGAUCAAGUGCAUCAAGGCUCGUCAGAUCUUCGACAGCCGUGGGAAUCCCACCGUGGAGGUGGAUUGUUGUCUCAGUGAUGGAAGUUUCUGCAGGGCUGCAGUUCCUAGUGGAGCAUCGACAGGUAUAUAUGAAGCUUUGGAGUUGAGGGAUGGAGGAUCGGAUUACCUUGGGAAAGGUGUCCUCAAGGCUGUGGAGAAUGUGAACAGUAUCAUUGGACCAGCAUUGAUUGGGAAGGAUCCUACUGAGCAGGCUCAGAUUGAUACUUUUAUGGUUCAGCAACUUGAUGGGACCUCUAAUGAGUGGGGUUGGUGCAAAGAAAAGCUUGGUGCAAAUGCAAUAUUGACUGUAUCACUUGCUGUAUGCAAAGCAGGAGCUAGUGUGAAGAAGAUUCCUCUUUACCAGCAUAUUGCCAAUCUUGCUGGAAACAAGAACUUAGUUUUGCCUGUGCCUGCAUUCAAUGUCAUUAAUGGAGGAUCUCAUGCAGGAAAUAAGCUGGCCAUGCAGGAGUUUAUGAUCCUCCCUGUUGGGGCCUCCUCAUUCAAGGAAGCCAUGAAGAUGGGUGUAGAAGUAUACCAUCAUUUGAAGUCUGUCAUCAAGAAAAAGUACGGACAAGAUGCCACUAAUGUUGGAGAUGAAGGUGGUUUUGCUCCUAACAUUCAGGAAAACAAAGAGGGUCUUGAGCUGUUGAAGACAGCUAUAGCGAAAGCUGGAUAUACUGACAAGGUUGUUAUUGGGAUGGAUGUUGCUGCUUCAGAGUUCUACAGUGACAAGGACAAGACAUAUGAUUUGAAUUUCAAGGAGGAGAACAAUGAUGGGUCACAGAAAAUAUCUGGAGAAAGUUUGAAAGAUGUUUACAAGUCCUUUGUCAGCGAGUACCCCAUUGUAUCAAUUGAAGACCCAUUUGAUCAGGAUGACUGGACCCACUAUGCGAAAUUGACAGAGGAGAUUGGAGAGCAGGUGCAGAUUGUUGGAGACGAUCUUCUUGUCACCAACCCCACGCGUGUUGCCAAGGCAAUCAAAGAAAAGACAUGCAAUGCUCUCCUUUUGAAGGUGAAUCAGAUAGGGUCUGUGACUGAGAGCAUUGAAGCAGUGAAAAUGUCCAAACGUGCUGGCUGGGGUGUAAUGACGAGCCACCGAAGUGGUGAAACAGAGGACACUUUCAUUGCUGACCUUGCAGUUGGUUUGGCUACGGGCCAAAUCAAGACUGGAGCUCCAUGCCGUUCUGAACGUCUUGCCAAGUAUAACCAG
Molecule: messenger RNA, 1517 nt
Organism: Elaeis guineensis (African oil palm)
Lineage: Eukaryota; Viridiplantae; Streptophyta; Magnoliopsida; Arecales; Arecaceae
Source: RefSeq, a predicted model, not a curated record